This is a messenger RNA of Pipra filicauda (Wire-tailed manakin), 8297 nucleotides long. It is a transcript of the gene NGLY1, whose product is annotated as N-glycanase 1. The transcript has 12 exons. NCBI's taxonomy places the organism in Eukaryota, Metazoa, Chordata, Aves, Passeriformes, Pipridae. The record is from RefSeq and is a predicted model, not a curated record. Bases 27 to 1973 code for a protein of 648 amino acids. Gene Ontology annotation, cellular component: nucleus; cytosol; cytoplasm. Gene Ontology annotation, biological process: protein quality control for misfolded or incompletely synthesized proteins; protein deglycosylation; glycoprotein catabolic process. Gene Ontology annotation, molecular function: peptide-N4-(N-acetyl-beta-glucosaminyl)asparagine amidase activity.
GGCGGUGCCGCUGGGUGGGGGGAGCGAUGGCGGCCGCGCUGGGUCUGUCGUCCGCGCCGGGCUCCGCCGCCGUGAGCGAGCUGUGCCAGAACGGCCGCGAGAUCUUCCUGGAGGCGUCGCGCCUGCUCCUCACGUACGCCGACAACAUCCUCCGGAAUCCAUAUGAAGAAAAAUAUAGAUUAAUUCGGAUUGGAAAUCCAGCAUUUUCCACAAGGCUGUUGCCUGUCAGAGGAGCGGUUGAAUGUUUAUUUGAAAUGGGGUUUCAGGAGGGAGAAACUCACCUGGUUUUCCCUAAGGAAGCUUCGAUUGAGCAACUACGUAAAAUCAGAGACUUAAUUGCUGGAGAGAGAAGCAGCAGACUGAAUGAGUCAAACCAAAUCCCCAAAUCAGGAUCCGCUGAAACUGUCAGCAGCACUCAGACAGCUGCACAACAGCCUUCAAGACCUGUUCUUGCCCCUGCCCGUCAGCGACCAGAAACAUCACUUGUGCAAUCUCUUGAAAUGGCUGCAAAUAUCUUGAAAACGCUUCAAACAAAAUUUGAGGAUCUUGUAUUGAUGUAUGAGAAUCCUUCUAUUCAGCAGAAAGCACUAGCUGCAAUUCCCCUCCAGGAAUUGAAGAACAAGGCUCAGAAAAAGCUAUCACAAGCUACAAGACUGGACAAAGGUGCACAUGUGAAUGAAGAGGACUUCCUAUUGUUGGAGCUUUUGGAGUGGUUUAAGACUUACUUUUUUCAUUGGGUAAAUAGUCUCCCUUGCAGCAGGUGUGGUGGGCAGACAGAGCCUAAAAGUGACUACCUGUUGCCUACUGAGGAUGAUGUAAGGUGGAGUGCCAGUCGAGUGGAAAACCACUACUGCAACCAGUGUCAGUUCUCUAAUAGAUUCCCAAGGUAUAACAACCCUGAAAAACUUCUGGAAACCAGACGUGGACGCUGUGGCGAGUGGGCAAACUGUUUUACACUGUGUUGCAGAGCUGUAGGGUUUGAAGCGAGAUAUGUCUGGGACUAUACAGAUCAUGUGUGGACUGAGGUAUAUUCUUCAUCUCAGAAAAGAUGGCUUCAUUGUGAUCCCUGUGAAAAUGUCUGUGAUAAGCCUCUUCUCUAUGAAACUGGAUGGGGAAAGAAGCUCUCCUAUGUAAUUGCAUUCUCCAAAGAUGAGGUUGUUGAUGUCACCUGGAGAUACAGCUGUAAACACGAAGAAGUACUCUCUAGAAGGACAGCACUCAGCGAAGCAACGCUACGUGAGACAAUUAAUGCACUAAAUAGAACGAGACAAAAGUCUUUGUCAGAAAGUAGAAAAAGAGAGCUCUUGGAAAGGACUAUUGUGGAGCUUGUUGAAUUUAUUUCUCCUAAAACACCUAAACCUGGAGAAUAUGGUGGAAGGACAUCAGGCUCAAUGGCUUGGCGAAUGGCCAGAGGCGAAAUUGGUCCAGAGAAAAGAAAAGAAGUACUUUUUAUUCCCUCUGAAAAGGAGAAGACAUCUAAACUCUUCCACCUCACCUACAAUAUAGUAGAUGAUAGUUAUACACGGAUUUCCAAUAACAAUGAAAAAAUAAGUGGCUGGGAAGCAGGUGUUUGGAAGGCAGAAUCUGUUUGGAGAAAAGUUGAAACAGAUUGGAAAAUGGUUUAUUUAGCCCGAAAAGAAGGGUCAUCCUCUGCUUCCAUCAGCUGGAAGUUUGAGUGCAAGUCAGUCGGUCUGAAAAUAGAUAACAUUUCAGUUAGGACAAGCAGUCAGACUUUUCAGAGUGGAAGAAUAGAGUGGAGACUUUGCUCUCCAAAAGCAGAAAUUGCUCUGAUGGGAGAUAAAAAUCUUUGCUCCUAUUCAGAUUUUUCUGGUGCAACAGAAGUUAUGUUGGAAGCAGUUCUAAAUGGAGGGGAUGGUGAAGCUGCAUGGCAACACACACAGCUGUUUAGAGAGAGCUUAACAGGAUGUGGAGAAAAUUGCUUGGAGAUAAUUAUAAAGCUCAGUGACCUCUGAGAAUCUGAACUGCAGAGAUGUGCUUUGGAUUCCUUGAAGACAUUAUACUAUGGAUACAACACGAAGAUUUGGUUGGCAAUUCUUCUUCAUCCUGCUGGCAGUUUAUUUCCUGUUUCACUGCUUUCAUUAAACCAACUUGAAACUGCACAUGUAUUGAAUAGGUAAACAUCACAAUGAAAACCUCUUUGUCUGUAAAAACAAACACCAAAAUUAAGGCAUCGAACCAUAAAGUAUCUUUUCUUAAACUUUACAGUGAAAACAAAAUAAUUUUUAGGAAGCAAAACUCGACCAUAGGCGCACAAAGCAGUUGUACUUGAUUUUAAUUUGGAGUUUUGAGAUUGGCUUGCUGUUUUUUGGGGUUUUUUUAAUAAUCUACUUGGAAAAACAGUUUUAAUUCUGUUUCCCAAUUACAACAGAUGCUUUUGAUGAUCUUAAAAUAUUUUAAAGAAUAGUAGAAAAUUUAGACAUUUUAAAGAAAAAUAUGAUUUUGUGUAAUAUCAGAAGUGCUGAAAUUAAGUUAGUUUCAAGAUUACUUCAAAAUUUCCUUGUUGCAAUCUAAGUAUUAAAACUGUAUUUAAUACUUAGAAAUAUUUUGAAGCCUGAAGAUUGCUAGAAGCUAAUUUUGAAAGAAGUGGUCACAUGUACCUAAAAUUGUCAUAGCCUGUGGUAUGAAAUUGAGACUUAAAACUAAGUAAGAAAUCACAAUUUUUUUCUAUGAAAAAAUAGGUUAUUAAUUAUAAAUACUUUUUAAUGAUACAAAUUCAGAUUUGCUUAAUAAAUCUUUUUAAAAGUAGGCAUGUAGGUUGAAAUCUUCUUAAGCUGUUGUCCUGAGUUGCUUUGAAUAGUAUACCCAAAUUUGAUGUAAAAAUAUAUACAAAUUUUCUGUUCGUUAAUGCAGUGUUUAAAUUUAUUUUCAGUCAUAUAAUAAAAAAAUGAAAAAAUGCCAUCCAGGAGAUGUCAGAUGUUGCAGUGCUGUGAAUAAAGCAUGGAGUGAAUGUUCAAAUUAGAUAGUCUUUAUCAGAGAAUCUGAGGAAGGCUGUGGCUGGGUACAAGAAAUUUUCUAUUAUAGGACUAAAAUACAAAGUUCAAACUGUAGUUUUAUUUCAAAAUAAGUGAGAAUUAGGGUUGAUGUUCUCAAGAUGAGUGGUUUUAAAGUUUUUCUUAUAUUUUCUGGCCUUUCCAACCUCUGUAUAUUUGAAAUUAUUGUCAAAAAUAAUUUUUGUUGAAAUAAAUGCUUACUGACCUUUCAACAAAUCUAAGGAAAUAGAAAACUAUUCAGAUUUUAUUAGGAAACUGCAAAGGCACAGUGAAUGCAGGCAUCAAAAUGAUCACACAGGCGUCUUAAAAAGUGGUAGAUUAUGGCAGUUUAGGAGUGACAGAAUGAUGUAUGAUGGAUUAUAUACUUCUGAAUGUAAAUUGACAGUUUACAAGGGGGAUUAGAAAGGAAGGGUCUCACUCCCUUAGACAGAACAACACAGUGACAGGGUACUGUGUGGAAGGUUGUUCAUCAGUACCUGGCUAAUGCAAGGUGAAUUUGCCAGUCUUCAUUCAAAACUCCUCCUGCAUUUGGUUUCAGCUAAAUGCUUUUUCUGAGAUUUUGAUGGGAACCAACAGAAAAGUAUUUUAGACUAAAAUAUAUACUAUCUUGAAAGAAAAAAAGGAAAAAGAAGACUCAGUGAAACCAAUCCACAAAAAUGUUUCCACUUCAUAUUUUGAUAGCUGAAAAAGUUACUGCUUUAAGACAGAAAUUAUGUUUUUGCAUUAUAUUACUUAUAAGAACCUUGAGCACUUGCAGAAUUCCUUAACUGCAUCUGAUAAUUUGAAAGCAGAAGGCAGAAUAAAUUUAAAAGGAGUAAGGUAAAGUAAUUUUCUCACAAUUUUGGUCAGAAUCUCUGGGGGAAGAGUAAGAGCUGCAGAUAACUUAAUAAAAGAGGAGAGUAAUUGAAGUCCAUUAUAAAAUGCUUAAAUGAAUUAAAAAGAUUGAAAGAUUGAAAAAUGCCUUACCAAUCUAAUUAAUGAAAAAGUACUUCUGUAUUUGUAAGAUCACAUGCAAUGAAUAGAAGUGCUUAUUUUAUGAAAGGAUUAAUAAGUAAAACACUCAGACUGAAUAGAGCUAAUAUGAAAAAUUUAAAUGUAACUCCUUCAGGUGUCUUUUGGAGUACCCUAUAAACAGUGAACACUUUUGAAUCUCUUCCUGCAUAAGCUGUUAUAAAGGCACUAAUUUUCUCUGCUGAUCUCCAUUUUAGUGCAAAUCUUAAUACAUUUUUGUAUUGUUUUUUUAAACUGGAGGUAAUUCCUCAUCCAUAGUUGCUUAAUAUUAACUUGCACUAUUCUGAAUUUGCCAUAUUACAUGGUGGAAAGAUCUGUACUGCAGUCUACUCUAAAAGUAUGGGUAUUAAGUUAUGCUGGCAAUGAUAUGAUACUGGAUGAGUAGUAGAUGUUGAUCAGGGCACAUGUAGCUAAAAGUCAAUGCUUACUCAACUUCUUAGAAGUUUGAGGAGGUGGAGGUGAAAUGGGGUUAAAUUAAGAAAUGUAUGACUUAAUACAGGUAAAAUCAGCGAUGUUUUCAAGAAUUCAGCUCAGUAUUGGUACAUUUUGAAGAACAACUUCCCAUGUCCAGCGUGCCAUGGGUGCCUUCCAAAGUUGAGGCGUAACAGUGAAAUCUUUUCAAUCAAAAUUUACAUAAAUACUAUACUACCCAGUUAAUUUUUGCAAACUGAUUUUGGAGUGCAUGGUUUCCAACAGAACUAUAUGGGAGCCUGUGCACAGAAUUCCUCCUUUCAAACAGUUUUCUGUCUUAGAGCUGAUGGUACUAUUAAUUUCUUUGUAUCCUGUUUUGAUGCUGAGUGCUGCAUGCAAAAUAGCAACUAUUAGAGGCAACUUACUUCAUUAUUGGUAGUAAUUUCCUACACUGGAGGAAGUUGCUGAAAAGAUAUAUCUUUAAAACAUAUGAAGGAAGCCCCUUCUAGGCUGUGUGGAAAGAAAGCACAGGUAUGCAGAAAUCAAGCAAACUUCAGUGUAAAUUAUAUACUUGCUUGCACUGAGAAGUAAGUAAUGAAAAUUUUCUUGUCUGGUCCUGUAUGAUAAUCUGUUGCCUUUACUCAUCUGUUAUCCAUGGAAGAUUUUUCACGUCUAGUGACCUAUGUGUGCGAUAUUAUCCCUAUUAUGUGCAACAUCAGGAAAUGUAGAACACUAAAAAUAAAGUAUGUUUGUCUCCGUAGUGCAGUGGAAUGAAAACAGAUGGUAGGCAACACAUAUGGCUGCCAGAAGCUGGCAACACCCAUUUGCAGAGUUCUUGCAGCUCAAAACAAAACAAGCCAAAACAAAGGAACUCGAAGGGGAGCAGAGAUUGUUCCAGGCAGAUAUCAGGAUAUCUGACCUCCAGGUGCACACUCCCCAUUUCUUUACCUUCAGUUGGUAAAGCUAGAAAUGGAAGUAUACCAGUAGUUAAGAAUUUAAUAGACCUCCUUAGUAUUUGUCAAAACUUAUAAUUUCUUAAGUAUUGGUAUUACUUAAAAUAAAUCUCUAAUUUCCACUGUAGGUUCAAACUUCUGGUUUUGGACAAAAUUUAAGAUUUUGCGAAGUAAUUCAACAUAAAAAAAUGUGUCAAUAUUGAAGGAACUUCUCUGUCACUGCUUUGCAUCAUAUGGAGGGUCAAAAAAGAAACUGCAGACAGGUGACUUCCUUAAACAGAGUUGCUGGAAUAGACCUAAGUCCUUUCUAGAAUUUGAAUAAUUUUUUUUCCAUUUAUUCAACUUUGUGCUAGUUCUGAAGGUUCUUUUAUGGGGUGCUAUUGUUGUGAGCAGUGCUUCAUGCCUUGUAGUUUAUGGCCUCUAAGCAGUAAUCAGUGAUGUAAUGUAUAUUACAGGUAACUAUAGGAUUGUUGGCCAUAUAGUGUCAUCAACAUAAGCAGCAGGAAAGAGUAAUAGCACUAAUAUCUGGGACAAUUCUAUGUUCUUUAUGCUAAUCUUGAAUAUUUAACCCAAGCAGAAGGAGAGUAGAGUAAAAAGAAAAAAAAAGUCUUCAGUAGGUUGAUACAGUUUCUUCUUCCCUUAAAGGUAUGGAACAGAAUUUUGAGACUGUGUUAGGGCACUUUAAAAUGGCCAAGGAACAAGCCAAGGGCAAACAGCCUUAAAUAUUUGUAUUUUAGGUGUGCAGAUAUUAUGAAAUGUGUAAGGGUUUACAUGUGACGGUCUGAAUAAGAGAACAGGGGGUUUUCCAUUGUUAAGAUUUUUAUUCUUAGUCUUUGGUUUUUUUAUGAUAAGCUUUAUGAUUAAGCUGUUAGCUUUGUUUAUAAUUAGCCUGCUUCAGUUUCUGUAGCUUUAUCUUUUUCUACACAUUUUCAUCUAAUGUAAAAUACAUUUUAAUUUGCUUUAAUUUAUGUGGAGAAUUGUAGCUGUAUGGUAAGUACACUGUGACAGAAAUUAAGUUGAUUUCUUUUUUUGGUUGAUAAAAGGGAUAGGUUAAAAAUAUUCAAACUCAGCAAAACAAAACAAAAAAAAGCAAUUGUAAUUAAAAUUGAUGACACCCAGAAACCAACAAAAAUAACAGGACUUAAUAAAAUUUUAUGGUGAAUGAAAAUGUAAUGGACUACAUAAGUAGUGCUGACAAAAGUAGCUUCCAUGACUGACCCUGUUUUUGAGGCAUUUUUCUAUGUGUUCAUUUAUAUUUAUGUCCCUUAAAGUUUUCAGUAGAAGAAAAUUGCUCAGAGUAGUGAACAGCUUUUUUGAAAAGCAGUCUAAGAUUUAAGGAAUAUCUGUUUUUAAAUAUUUUUUAUUUCUACUAAUCUAUGCUAUAUAAUUUUAAAAUUAGAACAGGGUCCUGCUUGCUUGUUACAGGUUCUUUCUUCGUUCCAGUGGAUAAUUGGGAUCUUUGAUUUUGGAAAAAGCGUGUUUAGUGGCAUACUGUAGCCAAGAGCUUUAGGAGCAUGCUAUCUGUAAUGAUUAUGGAAUUUCAGUGUGGCAUUGAGCACCUACAGAUACUUCAAGGACUGAGUCUUAAGUGCUGGUUAGCUGUGACCUUCUAUUAGAGGUCUUAAAAAUUGGGGGAAAAGAUGAUUUCACUAUGCAUUUUGAUUGUGAUGUUUCAAUGUACGCUCUGUUAAUUUGAUCCUCUGUUACAUAAUGCUAUGUGUUAUUUCAUAUCCUUGGAACUUCAGUAAUAUAGUGUAUGUCUCCCAUAUCCUUGAAGUCCCAGGAGAAAAUAUUUCCCCCCCUGAAAAACAUCAGCCAGCAGUUUAUCUCUGUCACAAUCAAGAGGAAUUGCUGAACUUAAUUUAGAUAAGCAGUUCAGAUAACAAUAUACAGACUCCCUUGUGAAACAGUCAUAAGGACACCAGCUGACAUAAGAAAAUGAAGACAUUCAAGAGUAAUGUUUAAGCAAACUCACAGUAAAGUAGGUGGAACAGUUGGUCACAGCCUUUUAGAGCAGAUGGAAAUACCAGCGAAGUACAGAAUGGAAGGAGAGAGACUCAAUUCUUGCUUCUGCAUUACCAUUGUGAUGAGAUGGAUAGAAGGUAAUGGAAUAUAUGUGUGUCCAGGCUUGCAUUAUAUCAAAAAUCUAAAUAACAUACUUAAACUGCAGCAGCUUUUACUUUUAGCCAAAGUGUCAGGGAAAUAUAUAGUAUAUUAAAAAGCAAAGUUCACCGCUGGCAAAAAAGAUGUAAAACUUUAUUGUCCAAAAGGGAAGUGCCUGCUUGUGGACUGCAUUAAGAAUUGUGGAGCCAUUCUCGUUUGGUUUAGUAAGAAGCAUGCACCAAACUGGUUUUGAUUUGUGUGUUUUCUUUUGUUAGGUUGUUUAGAUAGGAGUUUUUUGCCUAAGUAUGCUUACUGAUUUCCAUGAUGCUGGCAAUAAUGGUUUCAAAGAAAAUAGUCCCCCCCAUUCAAAAAUUAAAACUAAGGAUUGGAAUAAAAAAACCCAAACCCAACACCUCCACCAAGGAUGUAACAGGACAAACAGGAAGUGCAGGAAGUGUUAGAGGCUGCGGUUUAAUUUUAACACUUGAGGAUAGAAAAAAGUUGAGAUCAAGUUAGCGCUGAUAAAUUAAUGUCAAAUUUGCAUCAUUGAGGAUUUAUUUAGCAAAACAAGCUAAUUGUUUCAUUUUUUUCAUAAAUAUUUUUGAAAGGAGUUUGUAUCAUCAUGGAGCCUUUCAAAAGGAAACAGCAUCUUACUAAAUUCUUGCUCAAGUGUCAGUACUACGUAUUAUCUGCCUUUGUAAGAAGUUGUCUCGCCCCUUGACAACAUUAUUAUUGGCAUCAGUUAUUCCUCUACUUCAGUCAGUCUUUGAUAAUGUUUUUUUAAAUAAAAAUUCAUUUGACUUUUUUU